Oncorhynchus nerka (sockeye salmon) is the source of this 1867-nucleotide messenger RNA. Its product is annotated as adenylate cyclase type 5-like. The transcript is spliced from 4 exons. Gene Ontology annotation, molecular function: adenylate cyclase activity. NCBI's taxonomy places the organism in Eukaryota, Metazoa, Chordata, Actinopteri, Salmoniformes, Salmonidae. Bases 245 to 1867 code for a protein of 540 amino acids. Gene Ontology annotation, biological process: adenylate cyclase-activating G protein-coupled receptor signaling pathway. The record is from RefSeq and is a predicted model, not a curated record. Gene Ontology annotation, cellular component: plasma membrane.
AUUGACUUAAACGUCCUCUGAUUGUUACCUUACCUCUAGAAUUAACCCGUCGCUGAUUUACCAUGCGUUUCAUAGACCUGCCGCCGAAGAAAACAUUGUAACAAAUGUAACAACAUUUGUAACAAGAACAAUAGCCUAAUUCUUAAAAAGUUUGGGGUCGAGUUGGCUUUCAUGAGAAACUUUAAGCAGGCGCGUGUGUGGUUCUGUGCGUUGCUUUUUCUAUUAUUUUUAUCUGAGAAAUACCAUGUCCCGAUCUAACAGUGUUAGCCCGCCCGGAGUCGGUGCGCCUGGGCUGAGGGGAGGGACUGAACUGAGAUCAGCUUGGGGCGAGUCUGAGUAUAUUGCCAACGGAUGCCCAUACUCGGCUAGAUCUCCGAGCAAAAAGCUCGCCCGUUCGAACAGCAGAUGGACUGAAGGAGAUGAUGAUCCCGACCGACAGCCCAGACCAGGACGAGCCACGACAAUGGUUAGCAGGGUCAGUUUUAGGUCUAGGUCUGCGUGGCAAGAGCAUGGCACUGGAGAGGAGAGCCGAAAAAACAACCGAUCGUCCCCUAAACACGCAGAUGGAGCCGUGGAAGUGAGACCCAUAUCGGUGGAGUUGGGCUUGGAGGACCGUAGAGUGAAGGGCACCAAACCCGAGGAGGAGGAACUCAUGCCCGAAGUUCACAUUUCCAUGGUCGCGUGCUGCAGCAGCAUGAUGCAGAUUUUCAGAUCCAAGAAAUUCCAAUCGGAGAAGUUGGAGAGGCUGUACCAGCGUUACUUUUUCCGGCUCAACCAGAGCAGUUUGACUAUGCUCAUGGCCGUUUUGGUGCUCCUGUGCGCGGUCAUGCUGACAUUCCAUUGCGCGGGGGGAGGAUGCCGGAUAGCUUACGUUGUGGUCUUUUCCUUGGCCAUCUUACUUAUCCUCAUCUUGAUGGUGGUGUGCAAUCGGAACGGGUUUCAUCAGGAUCACAUGUGGAUAGUCUGCUAUGUGGUCAUUCUAGUCGUGCUGGUAUUACAAGUGAUCGGGGUCCUCCUCGUACAUCCGCAAAGUGCCUCUGAGGGAAUUUGGUGGACAGUGUUUUUUAUCCAUGUCAUUUACACACUGCUCCCGGUUCGGAUGCGGGCUGCGGUUAUCACUGGAGUUAUACUGUCUGCCAUCCAUGUGGUCGGGUCUUGGAAGUUAAACGAAAAGGAUGCCUUUGUAUGGAAGCAGACUCGGGGGCCGCCACCGAUGAAACCGGGGGUGCCUAAGCCAGCUCGUCGGGCUUCCACGCCCUUGCUGGCUCGAGAGGUUUCCAUGCCUCGGUUGGUUCGGCAGGUUCCCAUCCCACGUCAUGCUUCAGCCGGCCCAUUGGGUUUCUACGCCGCAACGGGAUCUUCAGGUCUUCAUGCCUCAGCCGGUUCGCCAGGCUCCUACGCCUCAGCCGGUUCGCCAGGCUCCCAUGCCUCUGCCGGUUCGUCGGUGGGGGGGUACUGCUCCCGCUCCUCCUCCCUGGCGCUCGAGGGUGCAAUCGAUGGCGAUUGCGUUAUCUGUGCAUCUGUUGGGGCGAUAGUGUCCAACGUCCUGAUCUUCUCCUGUACUAACAUCGUUGGCGUGUGUACCCACUACCCAGCCGAGGGCUCCCAGAGACAAGCCUUCCAGGAGACCAGGGAAUGCAUACAGGCUCGCCUCCACUCACAGAGGGAGAACCAGCAGCAGGAGCGUCUCCUGCUCUCCGUGCUUCCCCGUCAUGUUGCCAUGGAGAUGAAAGCUGACAUUAACGCCAAGCAGGAAGACAUGAUGUUUCACAAGAUCUACAUCCAGAAGCACGACAACGUCAGGUACCAGUCACCACUGACGUCAUCAGGGAGAAGAGGGACACAUGCAGUCAGUGCCAUGCUCUAA